Molecule: messenger RNA, 1045 nt
Organism: Coregonus sp. 'balchen'
Lineage: Eukaryota; Metazoa; Chordata; Actinopteri; Salmoniformes; Salmonidae
Source: the annotation of a GenBank genome assembly
AUGUCCGAUCUUAUCUUUGAAUGUGUAGCUCCCCUGCGGAGCUUCGCCUUUGGCAGCUGCCAAGAGCGGAAGCUAUUUCCGAUCCACUGUGCACCUAACCGGCUGGGCAACGACCUGUCACUUCAGGGAGCCCCACACCUGGCCCUGGCUGCUAUGACAAUCAUGUUGUGAGUUUCUCUGUCCUAUACUGUCAUGUUCUUUCAACCACCCUCUAUCCCCUAUACCUGUUAUACUGUUGAUUUCAAAUAAACCAAUUUGGUUGUUUUUAGCAUUGUGUAAUACAUAAUGCUUGCUGAAGCUACUCAAACAGCCAGUUAAAAUAAUACAAGGCGUCCCAUCAGGUUGCUACCAUUCUGUAUGAUGUACAGAAGAGACCUGAGAGUGAAAAGGGAUACACUCUUGCGGCAAGGACUGCUGCACGGUUUCUGCACUGUGCUCAGGUAGGAGAAUUAUGAUCAUGAUACAUUUUGAUAGCCAACAUGUUUUUGGAAAAAACGUAAAGGUUGAUCUAUUGAUGUGAGAAAUUAGUCAACUUAUCUGCAUUAAAAGCACUUUGAAACAUUGUCUUUUCAUAGGCAUGCAGAUUGUAACCUCUACAUCCCUAUCAUUUUCAGGUCUCUGAAUACCCUUCUCUGUAAAUGUGUUUUCUUCCUAACACCCAGAUAAUCACUCAUUCUCCUCAGAAGUAUCAGCAGGACAGAACCUGGUGUAAAGUGUACCCUCUUGGCAGAACCCCCUUCAACUCCACCACAAAGAGGUUCAGGACCAAGCCUGUUACAGCCGACUCCAACACAGGGUGUGUGUGUGGUUAUUGGCAGUGGCACUCUCUCCAAACAGUCCAUGACAGGAAAACACUGAUUAUCUAUUGUAUAAAUGCAUUGCAUGUAUCAAUCUUCAAAUAUAUUGACUACUGACAGCAGUUUUUAUGAUUCAGUCCUGGGGGCAUUUGCUCAUGAUACUACUCGAGAGUCGUAAGGUGUUGUGGCCUAUGAACUUUGGCUCCCAGACGGAGGUAGACUGCCCCGACUCGAGAGGAAAGCCUUGA